CUUCAAGAAGUAGUCAUUACUGAGACAUCUCUAUCUUUGGAUAUUGUAAAAUACUUGGAUCAAAAAGUUGAUAGAAGAAGAAAAAACCCGUUACCUGGAUCUUCAUUAUACAAGGUGUUGUGCCAUCCUUAAGGAUACUACAGCUAUUUCUAGAUUUUAUUAAGAUUCAACUCUACAUCCUACAAAGCAAUGGCUUUCACACGCUUCAUCAUCCUGGUAGCUCUUAUUGCUGCAUCUUACGCACAGUUCCUCGACCUCGACAGUUUCACCAUCGAUAGUCCCUCUGUCAUCUACGAUGGCGAAGUAUUCGAUGUCGUGUUCGACGUCACCUUCACGCCUACUGGCGGAGCUGCUUCAAUCAUCACCAAUUCCCAUGGCUCUACCCGCUUCAUGCCCGUCUUCACUCUGUCCGAGGAUGGUGAGACGCUAGAUCUGGAUGCUUACUCUACAGUCGAACUGACAUCAGCUCAACAGACUACUGCUCUUACUGAUGAUGACUCUGUGACGUGGAGCAACCUCGAGGCCUCUCUCAAUCUGACCGAUAUUGAAUGUGGUGAUGGUUCCGUGUAUCAGUAUGCCUGUGUGUCUAUCAUGGCAUACACUGGAGUCACCUGGUCCGGUGUCGAUACGUCCAACAGCUCUAUGUGUUCUUCCUUCGUCUGCAAAGCUGUUGCCGAUGUGGCUAUCAGUGCCCUGACCAUCACCAAUCCUGAUGAUAGCGUAAUCGGUAUCGGUGGAGGUCAAGCUGUCGAUUUCGACAUCACCAUCUCAAACCCUUCCGGAGGCGACAACGUCGUCGGUAGCGACAACUGGAUCGUCAAGUUCUACCUUUCCGACGAAGAGACCGGUGGCACUGAAGUCGCUUCUGAGACCAUCUCUCUAUCAUCUUCUCAGGAAACCGCCGACAUCAACGCCGGAUCCACUUCUACUUUCUCCGAUCUCGCCGUCACUCUCACCCUCGACGAUGUCACCUGUGAUGACUUCGCAUACGCCUGUUCCAGCGUUGAGCCCGCGUCCGCAGCUUACUGGACCCGCCCUGCCUCUCCUAGUGAUAACUACGUCUGUGUGUCAGUCACAUGUGGAGCAGCAGCUAUCAAGACAAGUCUAAUGGUUAUGCUUCUUACUGUUAUCGUCAGUCUUUUAUUCAACCAUUAAUCCCUUUAGCAUCUUAAUAGAACUCAAUUUACCCAAAUAACUCUUGGACAUAUUAAAAGAAAAGCCGGCAAUAGCCUUGAACGUUGAAUGUUGUCGAAAGUGGAGCAGCUCGAAUAAUAGUAUACAUUGGCGAUAAUAGUGUCGUCUGCUAAGUAGCAAUUCUUCUACAUAGUUAUGAAUUGUAUUUGGUGAUGAUAACAUUGUCUGCCAAAUGCAAAACUUUAGUUGUCAACCUGGAAAAGAUAGUACAAGUAUUCAUAAAUCAGAUGUAGGCUCAGUUGUAUAUAUACAUGUACUCCUAGUUGCAAUUCUCUUGUAAAAAUAUAAAUAAAUUUACAUUAAAGUAAAAUAGAAUACUUACUUUAUUAACGGUCUAAAACAUAAAAUCAUUAAUUGGACAUUUGAUUAUUGUACUAACAGAGUGGACAAUGAAAUCAUGUUAUCACUUGAUAUGUGUCUUUGAAAGAGACAUCGCUAUAUAUUAUCAAAUUCUAAAGUCUGUUUGGUAUAUGAUCUUUGGAAGUAUAUGUUAAUUUCUAUGAUGUCAUCGAGCAGGAUAUUACUCCGCGAUGCGAGAUAUUCGGCGCGCCUUCUGUGUAUGAACAUCUUUCACAGUGUAAUAGAAUUAUCGAUAUUCGCGAGUAAUAUUCUGCUGGAAAUGCAAUCAUAAUUCUAGUAGAGGUUGUCAAACCUACUUCCUAAAUGAUAUCAAGCGAAGACUACAAUUGUUUUUUUCAGAAAUGAAAUUAUCUAUACGUAUUGCUACUCGCCUAGACUUGUAGCAUUUUGUCAUCCAAACACCUUGAUCAAUGAUAUAUAACGAUGUAAAUUGUAAAUUUCUUUUCGUACUUCGUAGCGCUACAUGUAUACCUUUUCUUGAUCUAUUAUUGUACUUACCUCAAAUGUGUUAACAUUUAUGUAAAUGAAAGUUGUGGUGCGCACCCUAAUCUAUUUUGCUAUGCCAUGUCGCAAUAUUUAUUUAUGCAUGAAAUGUAUGCUUAGUAAAUAAAGUGGCCACUUUGUUUCUUUGAAAAGUA
This is a messenger RNA of Strongylocentrotus purpuratus (purple sea urchin), 2192 nucleotides long. RefSeq lists its product as uncharacterized. Lineage: Eukaryota; Metazoa; Echinodermata; Echinoidea; Camarodonta; Strongylocentrotidae. The record is from RefSeq and is a predicted model, not a curated record. Bases 190 to 1155 code for a protein of 321 amino acids. The transcript is spliced from 3 exons.